Dermochelys coriacea (leatherback sea turtle) is the source of this 1476-nucleotide messenger RNA. RefSeq names its product EF-hand calcium binding domain 9 (gene EFCAB9). The transcript is spliced from 4 exons. Gene Ontology annotation, cellular component: cytoplasm; sperm principal piece. Gene Ontology annotation, biological process: flagellated sperm motility. The coding region runs from base 1 to 933 and encodes 310 amino acids. Gene Ontology annotation, molecular function: calcium ion sensor activity. The record is from RefSeq and is a predicted model, not a curated record. Lineage: Eukaryota; Metazoa; Chordata; Testudines; Dermochelyidae.
AUGCCUAAGGUGCUUGCAAGAGCUCUGCUCUGUUCAGUGUCCUGUUCCAACUGGCUGAUUGUGCAUAGCAACAAGACCUUCACAGCGACCCACCCAGCCUGUCUGCCUGGGAGUUCAGCCUUAGAGGCACAAUCUGAUGAUGCUGGCAAAAAACCCAACAAAAAUAAACAAAACGAAAAAAAAUACCCAAACAUUCAAUCAGGCGGUUCCAUGAUUGUGUUCUGGUUCUGGAGAUGGAUAUUCUCUUGCUGUGAUGUGGGCAUCACCUCAGCUAAUCUUGGAAUGUUCAUAGGUAACAGAAUAGUCACUGCCAAGAUGAGGCUGAAACCGGAUGUUUCUGCAGUUUCUGUAUUAGAUAAAAUAUACUGUUUAUUAUCAGUGAGAAAUGCUAGAGCACUUGCAGAAUAUUUCCAACUCCUAGAUGUUCAUAAAAAGAAUACUUUAAAUAACCUGCAACUUUAUCACUUCCUCCAUUAUGUGACUGACCUGACGAAGAAGCAGAUCAUGCUGGUGUUUGACUUGCUAGACUGGAAUGCCACAGGGGAGAUUGGCUUUGAUGAGUUCUACAUGCUGGUGUGCAUCCUGAUAUCUCAUGAGAACGACCUGGAAAAGCAGUUCAUUUAUCAACACUCUAGGCCUGUGUUUGAGCUGCUGGAUAUGGAUGGAGGACACACAGUUGGCCCUAGGGAGUUCCAAGCCACUAGGUUCCUCUUUAACAUCAAGAAGAAAGAGCUUGAGAAGAUAUUCAAGGACUUUGAUGUCUCUGGAGAUGAGCAACUGAACUACAGGGAAUUCAAAAUGUUUACAAUCUUCUGCAUUGAUAGACAACAGAAAAAGAAGGAGAAGGAGAAAAAGAAGAAGAGGUGGAAUGAAGCGAUUCCAGAAUCAUCUGGGCCAGACCUCACCAAGAUCAGCAUGCAACAACUACACUAGUAAAACAACACUAUUUGAUUCAAUCAGAAACAAGUACAACCAACUCUUUCCCAGGCCCCAGGCGCAGGGGUUUUGGGUUAUCUUAAAACACCAACUUUUAAGAAACAUGUAACUCAAACAAUGAUCCAAAUAAUUAUAGCUGUAUAAUUUUGUCUCCAGAUCCCAUCUCAGAUACCACAUGCAAGUGCAUAAUCAGGUCUGAUGUCAUCCCAUGUGGAAUAGCUGAUGCAGCUUGGACUUCCGGCACAUUCCUCAUAUUUCACCCCAAGCCAGUUGCUGAUAUUCAUGUCAACCCUUCCUGCCAUACCGCAUUGCUCAAGUAUUUUAGGAUAGCAACCCUGCCCCACCCUCCAUCUACAUCACAUCUUGCUUGAGACAGAGCAGUCCUCCCAAUACAACCGUUUUAUCACUUUGAAGAGGCAGAUGAAAUAAAGUUUAGCAUAAAACCCAGCUGGCUCAUCCCCUCUGAUACUGGAUUCAUUCAUGUUUGUCAGCUUUUCCCCCCAUGCUGUUUUCUGUCCAUAUUAAAAUGUCUCCAUUAAA